AUGGCGGCCUCUGUGGAUCAGAAGCUGCGGGCGCAGACCAAGUUUCCGGCGGAGUUCAACCAAAAGGUGGACAUGCAGAAGGUCAAUGUCGAAGUUAUGAAGAAGUGGAUCGCCGGCAAGAUCACUGAAAUACUCGGCAAUGAGGACGACAUUGUGAUUGAGCUGUGCUUCAACCUCCUCGAAGGCACGAGAUUCCCCGACAUCAAAGACCUCCAAAUUUCCCUUACGGGCUUUCUUGACAAGGAUGCAGCCAAGUUCUGCAAAGAGCUGUGGAACCUCUGCCUGAGCGCUCAGUCCAACCCUCAAGGCGUGCCCAAGGAGCUUCUCGAAGCGAAGAAACUCGAGCUUUUGCAGGAGAAGGUUCAAGCAGAGAAGGCGGUACACGACUCUGCGGCACGAAGAGAUCUCGAGCAAUCCCGGGAGGCGCACAUGAACGAUCUACGACAACAGGAGCGAGCUGCAAGAGGUGGUGACCGUGGCUCGGGUCGCGGGCGAGGCCGAGGGCGUGGCGGCCUAGGUGGUCGAGAAGGUCACCUUACCGCAAUGACCAGACGUUUCGUCGAGACACGGACACGUACAUUCCGCGAGGGCGUGGUCGUGGCAGAGAUGGAGACAGAGACCACAGACGAGAUGGCCAUCGGAGACGCAGAUCUGACUCUAAUCCUCCAGUCGGUCGCCAAAUCGGAACGGCUCAAGAACGCCAGAAAACGACGAGGCCGGACGAUACCGAAGGGCGAAUGGCGACGGAGACGUGACGAUGAAAAAGGACACAGAGGCCGCCCAGGCCAGAACAGUCUCAAGGUCACCCAGAAGAAGACGAAGUCCCUCAUCUUCGGCAUCAGCAUCCAGAAGUCGAAGCCGCAGUCCAUCUAG
Messenger RNA from Cyphellophora attinorum, 873 nucleotides. Its product is annotated as PWI domain-containing protein. The transcript is spliced from 6 exons. The record is from RefSeq and is a predicted model, not a curated record. Lineage: Eukaryota; Fungi; Ascomycota; Eurotiomycetes; Chaetothyriales; Cyphellophoraceae. Gene Ontology annotation, molecular function: RNA binding. Gene Ontology annotation, biological process: mRNA processing; regulation of mRNA splicing, via spliceosome. Gene Ontology annotation, cellular component: spliceosomal complex. Bases 1 to 873 code for a protein of 290 amino acids.